AACGCAGCGUUUCGCAGCACUGGAUCCGAACCCGGCUGCCUUCGAGACGUGGUCUUGGGCGACCGUGGGUGGGCAGGGAGGAAGGUUAUUUUAUUGUAUUUCAUAUAUGAUGGUGAGGGAAGUGAAAUAAGUGGAGACGCGAGGACCGCAAUUCCCUGUAAUGAAAAGAAGCAUAAUUGAAGAAGUGGGCUGGUUGCCCCCGGCUUUUCCCGCUGAGGUUGCGGGGGUGGUCUCAGUGGAGGCGGCUGGGGCGUGAAGUCCCCGUCUCUCCUCCCCUUUUCCACUCCCCCCUGCGACCCUCCCCUCUCCAGCUCCUGUGUCAGUUUAAAGUCCAGGAUAUGAUGAUGACAGGUGUGCACACAACAGUGACUGCUGACGAUGAGGCGGGGGGGAAGUUCCUGGCAGAGCAAAGUCUGAUUACUUGGUCAUUCUGCUGUCAAAAACAAACAAACAAAAAAACCAAAAAAAAACAAACAAACAAAAAAAACCCAUCCCCAUUCCCACCCAGUCAUCAAGCCCUGCACUCAGUCCACUGAAGUAAUCGCCAAUAGCUUUAACUCCAAUUCCUAUUUGAAAGGACGAUGUUUUGGGUUACUUGGAUAGUGGGACUGAAGGCAAUAUUAAGUGUAUUCUGUUUUUUUCUUUCAUGGCUUUGUAAAGAGCGGAGAUGAAGACACAAGUGACCAUCGACAACAUGCAUUUGUUGCUUCUUGUUUUCUUGGUGUGGGACCCAGCCAGGUUGGUGCUGGCUAACAUCCAAGAAGAUGAGGCUAAAAAUAACAUUACCAUCUUUACGAGAAUUCUAGACAGACUUCUGGAUGGUUACGAUAAUCGGCUUAGACCAGGACUGGGAGACAGUAUUACUGAAGUCUUCACUAACAUCUACGUGACCAGUUUUGGCCCUGUCUCAGAUACAGAUAUGGAAUAUACAAUAGAUGUCUUCUUUCGACAAAAAUGGAAAGAUGAACGUUUAAAAUUUAAAGGUCCCAUGAACAUCCUUCGACUUAACAAUUUAAUGGCUAGCAAAAUCUGGACUCCAGAUACCUUCUUUCACAAUGGGAAGAAAUCAGUAGCUCAUAAUAUGACAAUGCCAAAUAAGCUGCUUCGAAUCCAAGAUGAUGGGACCCUACUGUAUACCAUGAGGCUUACAGUUCAAGCUGAAUGUCCUAUGCACUUGGAGGAUUUUCCAAUGGAUGCUCACUCAUGUCCUCUGAAAUUUGGCAGCUAUGCAUACACAACAUCAGAGGUCACUUAUAUUUGGACUUACAAUGCGUCUGAUUCAGUACAGGUUGCUCCUGAUGGCUCCAGGUUAAAUCAGUAUGAUCUGCUGGGCCAAUCAAUUGGAAAGGAGACAAUUAAGUCCAGUACAGGUGAAUAUACUGUAAUGACAGCUCAUUUCCACUUGAAAAGAAAAAUUGGGUACUUUGUGAUUCAGACAUAUCUGCCUUGCAUCAUGACUGUCAUUCUCUCCCAAGUGUCAUUCUGGCUUAACAGAGAAUCUGUGCCUGCAAGAACUGUGUUUGGAGUGACAACUGUUCUAACAAUGACAACUCUAAGCAUCAGUGCUCGGAAUUCUCUCCCCAAAGUGGCAUAUGCAACUGCCAUGGACUGGUUUAUUGCUGUUUGUUAUGCAUUUGUGUUCUCUGCUCUAAUUGAAUUUGCAACUGUUAAUUACUUCACCAAAAGAGGAUGGGCUUGGGAUGGGAAGAGUGUAGUAAAUGACAAGAAAAAAGAGAAAGCCUCUGUCAUGAUACAGAACAAUGCUUACGCAGUAGCUGUUGCCAACUAUGCCCCGAAUCUUUCAAAAGAUCCAGUCCUCUCCACCAUCUCCAAGAGCGCAACCACGCCAGAACCCAACAAGAAACCGGAAAACAAGCCAGCCGAAGCCAAGAAAACCUUCAACAGUGUUAGCAGAAUUGACAGAAUGUCUAGAAUAGUUUUCCCAGUUUUGUUUGGUACCUUUAAUUUAGUUUAUUGGGCUACAUAUUUGAACAGGGAACCUGUAUUAGGGGUCAGUCCUUGAACUUAGACAUAGGUUAUCUUUGGGAUGUAUAGCAACAUUAUAUUUGGUUUGUUUUGCUAUGUACAGUCAGACUAAUAACUGCUAAUUUGUGAACCAUGUACAGUAUGUAUAUAAUGAUAAUAGCUUACCAGUAGAACUUUAAUGGAGACACGCAUUUGCUGAAUCAUGGAACUGCUGGCAGAAAGCACUCCAUGCCAAAAGAGCCAUUGUCUUUUUUAAAGAUUUACCCUAGGACCCGGUUUAAAGUGAAUUUCAGAUGACCUGAUUUAUUUCCUAUUCUUCUAAUAGCAGUGAAAAUGGGACUCCUCAACAACCCUUUGUGGAUCCUUUUGGUUUAGUUCUUAAAUAGAUGUAACUUUUACUGUUGCUUAAUUAUGAUGGAAGAUAAUGCUGUCACUCAUAGAUGAAGUCUUCUAAUUAACAGAACCUCGUGUCUGCCGUUUAAAUUCCCUUCAUGAGUGCUCAGAAUCCCUGCUAGUAUAAUUGGAGGCUUAGCACACCUAAGAAGAAAAACUAGAGAUUUGAAAUCAGCUCUUAAUUACUCUGUAUAGUAUCUAUAACCAUGUACAUAUUACAGCAUGACAAACUCAAAUAAUUAUGAGUCACCCCGACAGGAUGUUAAUGAUGCCUACAAUUUAAUAACUAUUGGAAUGUCAUGGUCAUUAUAUUUUUAGCUUCAGAGUUUAUUUGAAAGUAAUAAUUGAAAUCCUACAAUUUAUUUCAAUCAUUGGAAACUACUUUAAGUUAAAAAAAAAAAGACAAUAAAUGUGUCUUACUUUUCCAGGUAUGUGUUGCAUUGAAAUUGAUCAGCUAAAUUUUCUUGGUGCUGGAGACUGGAGAAAGCAUCCAGUGUGGUUGCUGUGAAGCAACAUUCAUAUCGGAUUAGAAAAUUGUGCCAAAAACUCCCACUGAUGAGAACUCAUAGGUGUCCCAGUCUAUAGAUGCACACUUAUAUGAUUCUCUUCUUUCCUGUUUACUGCAAAUUCUGCCUUAAGGCUUCUUUUCAUCAGGACUCAGAAGCCACGAAUUAUAAAGGAAAGGGCAGUGUAUUGGCACAUUUUUCUGUCUUGAAAGCAGCUCUUUCAGAUAAGAAUUCAUGUAAAUCUGCUUUUGUAAAUUGCAACUUUAAAUUUCGCUGACUCAAAUUUACAACUUUGUAUACCAGAAGAGGUUUUGGUAAGGGUUGAACAUUUUUAAACUGCAACUUUAAAACAUCACCGACAGAUUGUGGAUUAUUUCACAUGCACAAACAUAAACACACACACACACACACACACACA
Molecule: messenger RNA, 3303 nt
Organism: Carlito syrichta (Philippine tarsier)
Lineage: Eukaryota; Metazoa; Chordata; Mammalia; Primates; Tarsiidae
Gene: GABRA2
Product: gamma-aminobutyric acid type A receptor alpha2 subunit
Exons: 9
Coding region: 668-2023 (451 amino acids)
Biological process (GO): nervous system process; signal transduction; regulation of postsynaptic membrane potential
Cellular component (GO): GABA-A receptor complex; synapse; dendrite membrane
Molecular function (GO): inhibitory extracellular ligand-gated monoatomic ion channel activity; benzodiazepine receptor activity; GABA-A receptor activity
Source: RefSeq, a predicted model, not a curated record